Messenger RNA from Amoebophrya sp. A25, 789 nucleotides. The record is from the annotation of a GenBank genome assembly. NCBI's taxonomy places the organism in Eukaryota, Dinophyceae, Syndiniales, Amoebophryaceae.
CGAUCAGUGGCCCGUGGAUCGAUCGGCGCGACCCGUGGUCUGUGGUUCGAUCAGUGAUCCACGGGUCGGUCAGUGAUCUGGGGAUCGAUCAGUGCCCCGGGGAUCGAUCAGGGAUCCGCGGAUCGAUCAGCGAUCCGCGGGUCGAUCAGUGACCCGCGGACCGGUCAAAAAUUCCCGGGUCGGUCAGUGCCCCGGGGAUCGAUCAGUGGCCCGUGGGUCGCUCAGUGGCCCGUGGAUCGAUCCGGGGCCCGUGGAUCGAUCAGGGGCCUGGGGAUCGAUCAGGGGCCCGUGGAUCGAUCAGGGGCCUGGGGAUCGAUCAGGGGCCUGGGGGUCGAUCAGUGACCCGCGGAUCGAUGUCGAUCGGUGAUCCGUGGGCCGAUGUCGGUCCAUGAUCCGUGGACCCCUCCGUGAUUCCUUGAUCGAUCCGUGAGUCCUUGAUCGAUCCGCGGACCGAUCAAGGAAACGCACACUGUUUCGCGCUGCGUCACGCUUGAAAUUGAAAACAGAAAUCUCGUCCAUCCCCGAGACUCUCGGCGUCCCGCGGUGGGCGAUGGGCGUCACGCGUCACGAGCAGCUCUACGGCGUUCCGUAAGUCCCACGGGGAGCCCCCGCCCCUGGAGCAUCUGGCCGACCUCUCUCUUUGUGUUCGUGGUCAGAUCUACGGACCCCUGCCCCUCUAGUACUUCUUACCGAUUACUGCCCGAAGAGGUAAGUCAGCCAGUCAAUCAAUCUUCAAGCGACGGCCUACUUCAGUACAUUGAUUGUAGUACAUUUAGAGAGAUAAUCUAA